CCAAUUCCAAUUCCAAAUUCAACUUCAAUUUCAAUUUCAACUUCUUCAACCAUCAGCAAUUAAAGCACAAGGUACAGCAAUUAAAGCACAAGGUACAAUCAUGUCAUCAUCAAAAGCCUGGAGCAAAGAAGAAGAUAAGGCCUUUGAGAAUGCCAUUGCCAACCACUGGAAUCAGGAUUCCAAAGAACAAUGGGAUACAAUUGCUUCACUUGUCCCCACCAAGACCAUUCCAGAGUUGAAACAACAUUACCAAUUACUCACUGAAGAUGUUGAUGACAUUGAGGCCGGACUCAUUCCGAUUCCCAAGUAUCUCGGAGAGGAAUCGUCUUCCUCUUCCACCAAAGACAACCAGAACCACCAUGGAUCCAAUUCAAACCGACGUUCCUCCUCUUGCAAUUACGCCAACGGCUUCUCCGCCUUCGGUCACGACUCCAAUCCCGCCGGAAAAGGGAAUUCCAGGGCCGAACAAGAACGCCGGAAAGGGAUUCCAUGGACAGAAGAAGAGCAUAGGUUGUUUUUGCUGGGAUUAGACAAGUUCGGGAAAGGAGACUGGAGAAGCAUUUCAAGAAACUAUGUGAUUUCAAGAACCCCUACACAGGUGGCUAGCCAUGCCCAGAAAUACUUCAUCCGUCUCAACUCGAUGAACCGAGAUAGACGGCGAACCAGCAUUCACGACAUCACUAGUGUCAAUAAUGGUGACGUUUCUUCGCACCAAAUCCCAAUUACGGGUCAAUCGGGAGGCACGAACCCAUCAAAUGGAUCCACGGUUGGUGCACCCAUGAAACAUAGGCCACACCAGCCGAGUAUGCCACCGGGUAUGGGUAUGUAUGGAGCACCUAUGGGCCAUCCGGUUGCUGCCGCUCCAGGCCAUAUGCCGUCAGCGGUUGGGACUCCGGUGAUGCUGCCACACAGCCACCAUCCACCAUACGUUAUGCCGGUGGCGUACCCAAUGGCCCCACCACCAACAAUGCAUCAAUAAACCCUAAAUCCAUCAAGUUUUUUUUUCCUUUAUGCAAUAAUUCUAUUAAUGAUAGUGUUAGCAUUUUGACAAUGCAGUGCCCUUGAUGAGCUUUUCUUUCACAAGAAAUGGGAUUGUGAAAGGUUCAUUGCAAGGACAAAAAGUAGGACCACAGCCACUUUUUAAUGAUCAAUUUCUGUUGGUUAAAGAAUUUUUUCACCAACUGUUGUACAUUUUCUCAGUCUCACAAUCAUUUACAAGAAUAAUGCUAUAAUGAUGUGUACCUUUUGCAAUAAAAGUUGUACCUUGCUAGCACAUUGAAUCUUCAACAUGGCACUUGAUUGAAGAGGGGACAGGCAAGAUAUACAAAGCAAUCUAAUUGGUGGUUUCUCUUCCAACUUUCUGAGGUCCAAAAUGUGACACAGAGAUGGGUGAUUGCCAAAGUUAAGCUGUCAAACAUCAUUGUCUGUGGAUGUCAAAAA
This is a messenger RNA of Cynara cardunculus var. scolymus (artichoke), 1440 nucleotides long. Its product is annotated as transcription factor MYBS1-like. The transcript has 2 exons. Gene Ontology annotation, molecular function: DNA binding. The record is from RefSeq and is a predicted model, not a curated record. Bases 101 to 979 code for a protein of 292 amino acids. Lineage: Eukaryota; Viridiplantae; Streptophyta; Magnoliopsida; Asterales; Asteraceae.